UAUGUGGCAAAGAAACCGUGCGAAAGUGUGUGCAACCACGCGUCUAAAAUCUGAAGUUGCAGCCCCCCGACCAAGGAUCGAACAUCUGGUCGUGGUGGUGAGAAAGCGCCGGCAGCAAGCAAGCGGAAGGAGCGAUGGGGUUCAUGUUCCGAGUGAGGCUGUCGUCCUUCUUCGCGGGCGCCGCGACCGCAUCCAUCGGGGGUUUCUACCUUCUCUACAAGGACUAUAUGGUCGCCCAUGAAGCUAUCUCUCGACAGGUAAGAGGGAUUUAUGAAACACUUGAUGAGCGCUAUGAAGCUCUGAAUGGGCGCAUCACAACAUUGGAAAAUCUGAAGGAAGUAGAAACUGCCACACCUGUGGAGGGAUCUGAGUAGAUAAUGUGAUAUUGCUUUUUGGGUGACGAAGGUUUGCUUUCUUGCUAAUAAUUGGAGAUCUCUUCAUUGGUUUUCAUUUUCUGUCAGGUGCAGGAGAGCUGUAGCAUCUCCAAGGCAUUUGGGCGAGGAAAGUUCCUUUUUUCUUUUCUUUUAUUUUACACACUUGAGAUGGUUGUGUUUUCUUGUCCACUGUUUUAUCUUGGUCAAUAAAUCAAUGCACAGAGGGUGGAAUUGAGGUACUUGACUUCGGCUGAUGAUGGAUUGUGCAAUCUGGUGGUUUGAUAGCUUAACCAAAGGGUAAUUUAGUAUUAAAGACCCAGCUUUAUGAAGCGAAGAAAUUGUGUUACAUCACAAAGCUUUCUCUUAUUGC
Molecule: messenger RNA, 744 nt
Organism: Elaeis guineensis (African oil palm)
Lineage: Eukaryota; Viridiplantae; Streptophyta; Magnoliopsida; Arecales; Arecaceae
Source: RefSeq, a predicted model, not a curated record